CCGACGCUUAGCAUCAUCCACAUAGACUGUAGCUAUCGAGAUCUGUGCCAGAUCUGUGCAUUGAACCGCCUGCCGACGAUGCUGGGCAAGAGGCUGGGUGAUCUGUACAGCUAUGUGUUCACGGCCCUGCUGGACCUCAUUGAGAGGGGAUGGGUGCCCGAAGUCAUCGUCAGAAGAGGUAAUUGCACGAAAACAGUCACUUUGCACCAAGCACACGUGGCGCCUGCAUGAGCACUCUGCGUGUGUGGCGCCAUGCAGGCAUCCGGCUUCUGCUGAGUCAGCGCCACGCUGAGCUGGUCAACGGCGGCGAGGUCGAGAAGGCAAGGGUCGUCGAUAAGCUGCGUCGAGGCCGCAUCGCUGAGGACACCGACAAGGCCAACGAGCAACACUAUGAGCUGCCGACCAUAUUCUUCCAAAAGACGCUCGGUAAGCAAGACAACGGGGAUGCUGCAGGUGGGUCGGACAGACGAGCAUGCCAGUGGGUGUGGUGUGUGAGUGUGUGUCAGGUCCGUAUAUGAAGUACAGCUGUUGUCUGUUUGAGAGUCCGUCGGCGUCGCUGGCCGAGGCAGAGGAGGCCAUGCUCGACCUCUACGUCAAGAGGGCAGACAUACACGACGGUAGGCACGACACACAAACACCCAUGCUCACACGCACACCCACGGUAUGGGCUGUGGUUGUGCUUGGUGCCUGCAGGGAUGCGUGUGUUAGAUCUGGGCUGUGGGUGGGGCAGCCUCACUCUCUACCUCCUCAAGCGCUUCCCCAGCCUCACUGUCAUCUCGGUGUCCAACUCCCAGCCACAGCGGCUGUUCAUCGAGAGCAAGGCCGCAGCCAUGGGCCUCAAAGACCGCACCAACGUCAUCACGUGCGACGCCAAUGAGCUGUCCUUCCCGACGGAGGGCGGCAUUGCCGGCGGGUUUGACCGCAUCAUGGCGAUCGAGUCGUUUGAGCACAUGCGCAACUGGCAUGAGCUGCUCAGCCGGUGCGGUGGGUGGCUGAGGCAGGACGGCGAGGGGCGGAUGUUUCUGCACUUCUUCUGCCACAAGACGUUCCCUUAUCUGUUCGAAGUCCGCGACGCCACGGGUGAGCGCAGACUGGUCUGUCUGGUCAAUGCAUCCAUCCCAUGCCCUUCUCAUUAUGUGUGGUGUGUGUCUGUGUGGCAACCAGACUGGAUGACGCAGUAUUUCUUCACAGGCGGCAUCAUGCCUUCCCUCGACCUGGUGGAGCAGCUGCACCGAGGGGACAGUGACAGUGAUGGUGGGUCGGUGCUGCCUCUGACUGAGGAGCAGCGGUGGUACGUUGACGGCACCCACUAUCAGCUGACAUCGGAGACGUGGCUCAAGACGCUCGACAAACACAGACAGGUGCGUAUGGAUGGAUGGAUGGAUGGAUGGAUGGAUGGGCGCAUAUUCUGUGUAAGUGUGAGUGUGUGUGUGUGUGUUGGUGUUGUGUGUGCAGGACAGCGAGUUGAUGGGUGCGUUUGAGGACACCUAUGGCGCACAGGCAGCCAACAGAUGGUUCAACAGGUGCGCAGACACUGCACACGUAUGUACCAUUCCCCGACACACCCAUGCCAUGCCUUCUCGCUGUGUGCGCAUGUGGUCAGGUGGCGGAUGUUCUACCUGGCCGUGGCCGAGUGUUUUGGCUACCAGGGGGGCGGUGUGUGGGGGGUGGCUCACGUGUUGCUCAAACACAGCAGGCCGACACAGCAGUGAUGAAUGCACUGUGUGAGAUAGAUGAGGUGCGUGUCGCCGUUUUGUGGCUCUCUAGGAGGUGGUGGCGGCCUUUGUUGCCUUAAUGUAUGUGCCGUCCGUGUACGAUUGCAUCAGACGAUCGAGGGAUGUCUCGAUAGACAGACGUGAGGCAGAAUGAAUGAGUGUCUCUCUUAAGAAUGGCACACAGCACAGACGGCAAGGAUAGACGAACGGACGGCAGCCUCGCGGCAGUUUUUGAAUCCAAUGAAUACGCGAGGGAGAUGAUGUGCUCAGUCAUGUCGGAUUCCUCGCACUUCUACUUGCAGCCUGAGCUACGCUGUGUGUACAUCAGUGCCGCGUGUGGCUGCUGGGAAGGGACCCAAGGCAAAGAACACGUCAUUCUCCGGUCAAACUCACACAGGUUAUCGAGGUCACGGAUACUUGCUGGCCUAGUCC
This is a messenger RNA of Vitrella brassicaformis, 2147 nucleotides long. Lineage: Eukaryota; Vitrellaceae. The record is from the annotation of a GenBank genome assembly.